Sitodiplosis mosellana (orange wheat blossom midge) is the source of this 1558-nucleotide messenger RNA. RefSeq names its product ATP-dependent DNA helicase PIF1-like. The annotation marks the transcript as partial. Gene Ontology annotation, molecular function: DNA helicase activity. The record is from RefSeq and is a predicted model, not a curated record. Gene Ontology annotation, biological process: DNA repair; telomere maintenance. The transcript has 2 exons. NCBI's taxonomy places the organism in Eukaryota, Metazoa, Arthropoda, Insecta, Diptera, Cecidomyiidae.
AUGGAUUGCGAGCAGUUGUAUGCAGAAAAUGAAGUCGUAAUUCAAGCCAAUUGGAAAAAGUAUCAGUCAUUAUCCGAGGAAAAGUCAAAACAGCUCCUUGCGCACAUCGAAAAGGGCGUUCAAGAUGACGACGACGACGAAGAACAGAUGGAUCAAAAACAAAGAGAAUUUCUCAAAGAUCAAGAACAUCUUGUGGAUUUGAUGGAACAAGCAGGAAAGCCGCCAAUUUCUGAAAAAGAACAAAAACCUUCCCGAUAUUUCUUGCCAAAGAAGAUUCCAACGGAUGAUUUGUUGAAAAAUCUUGAAAUUCUCAACGAAAAACAGCGACAGAUUGUUAUGCAUAUUUACAAAUGCUUCAAAACACAAUCGGAUAUAUAUUUGGCUGGUUCUGCUGGCGUGGGAAAGAGUAAGGUGAUAGAAACUAUUUAUCAGAUCAUCACACAUUAUUUGGACAAUUUACCAGGCGGUAAUCCAGAAACAAUAAAGGUUUUAUUGACAGCGUUUGCUGGUAAAGCAGCGAUUUUAAUCAACGGAACCACGAUUCAUACAGCAUUUGCAUUGCCAGUCAAGAGACGCAAAGAUGCCAAAUCUGGAAUUCCACAGCUAUCCGACGACGUUGCAAAUACUAUUCGAGCAAAUUUGAUUGAUUUGGGACUGGGAAUCACUGAUGAAAUUUCAAUGGUUGAUAACAUAAUGUUUAGCGAAAUGCACACGAGAUUGGUUCAAAUCACAGGUCAAAAUGAACCAUUUGGAAGAAUUUCAAUCAUUGUUGUUGGUGACUUGCUGCAACUGCCACCAGUCAGAGGUCAGAUGGUAUUCAUGCCACCCAAAGAUUCAGACACAGCCAUUUUUAGCAACCUCUGGGGCAAUUUUAAAUACUUCGAGCUUACCGAGAUAAUGCGACAAAAAGACGAGCAGCUAUUCAUCACAGCGCUUAACAACUUAGCUGUAGGUAAAAUGUCUAGCGAAGACAUCAAACUAUUCGAAUCUCGCGUUGUGAGCGAGGACAGAGUCCCAACUGCAGCCAUUCGAUUGUUUCAUGCCAAUAAGGAUGUCGAUAGCUAUAAUAACGAAAGAAUCUCGAAUCAUCCAGGAAAUGAAUAUCUUGUAGAGGCUGUCGACAGUGUUGACAAAAACAUUCCAGAGCGCAAGAAGGCAUAUGCAUUGAAUUCAUUACGCAAACGAACGAUACACGAUCAAGGCAAUUUGCCAAACGAUUUGAGGCUUAAAGUUGGAAUAAAAUACAUGAUUUCCGUGAAUAUCAACAUAAAAGAUGGACUCGUAAAUGGAGCUUGCGGCACUUUGAGAUAUAUUCAGCACGAAAACGGUCAACCAAAAAUGUUAUUCAUCGAGUUUCCAGCGAAUGUUGGUGCGGCAGCCAAGUCUGAAGUAAAUCACACCAUGAUAAAUGUUGAUGGAUUUUGCAAUGAUUGGGUUCCCAUUCAAAAGGUCACCAAUGAAAUUUACUCGGAUCCGAAUAAUAUUAGGCUGUUCCGACAACAAUUUCCACUAGUUCCGGCAAUUUCCACUAGUUUUUACCAAUUGAAUUUGAAAGUUG